CGGUGGGUUCGGGUUGUGGGGCCGGACGGAGCAGGACUUGUUUUGGGGUGUUUUCCGUUUUAUCGACCGAUUUUUACGCUUUUUCGCCUUGUUUUUAUCAUUCCGACUUUAUUUUUCCUAUCGAUAUUUUGUUUUCUGCGCCUUGCGGGCGCCUGCGGAGCGGUGCGCGGCUUUCCCCCCGCGCCCGCGGGCCGGCUCUGCCCCUCGGCCCCUUCCCGUCCACCGAUGCUCAACAUGACCGAGGAGCACGACAAAGCGCUGGAGGCUCCGUGCAGCCCCACGGGCACCACCAGUUCCAUGUCCCACGUGGACUCGGACUCCGACUCGCCGCUGUCCCCCGCCGGCUCCGAGGGGCUGGGCUGUGCCCCGGCGCCCGCUCCGCGCCCGCCCGGCGCCGCUCCGAUGGGCACUAAGGUGGACGCGGCCGAGGUGGACGAGCGCUUCCCCGCCUGCAUCCGCGACGCCGUCUCGCAGGUGCUGAAGGGCUACGACUGGAGCCUGGUGCCCAUGCCCGUCCGCGGUAACGGAUCGCUUAAGGCUAAGCCGCACGUCAAGCGGCCCAUGAACGCCUUCAUGGUGUGGGCGCAGGCCGCCCGCAGGAAGCUGGCUGACCAGUACCCGCAUCUGCACAAUGCCGAGCUCAGCAAGACCCUGGGCAAGCUCUGGCGCUUGCUAAGUGAAAAUGAGAAACGUCCCUUUGUGGAAGAAGCCGAGCGGCUCAGGGUCCAGCACAAAAAGGAUCACCCGGAUUAUAAAUACCAGCCCCGGAGGAGGAAAAGCGUGAAAGCCGGACAGAGCGACUCCGACUCUGGUGCUGAGCUCAGCCACCAUGCGGGCACCCAGAUCUACAAAGCGGACAGCGGGCUGGGGGGCAUGGCCGAGCCCCACCACCACGGUGAUCACACAGGUCAGACCCACGGACCACCCACCCCCCCCACCACCCCCAAAACCGACCUCCACCACGGCAGCAAGCAGGAGCUGAAGCACGAGGGCCGCCGCCUCGUGGAAAGCGGCCGCCAGAACAUUGACUUCAGCAACGUGGACAUCUCCGAGCUGAGCAGCGAGGUCAUCAACAACAUGGAGACCUUCGACGUGCACGAGUUCGACCAGUACCUGCCGCUCAAUGGCCACGCUGCCAUGCCGGCCGACCACGGCCCCAACGCUGCUGCCGGCUCUUAUGGCGCUUCCUAUUCCCACUCGGCCACGGGCACCGGUGGGACCAGCCAGGUUUGGACUCACAAAAGCCCGGCCUCGGCAUCGCCGUCGUCUGCUGACUCGGGCCAGCAAAGGCCCCACAUCAAAACGGAGCAGCUGAGCCCCAGCCACUACAGUGACCAGUCCCACGGCUCCCCUGCGCACUCCGACUAUGGCUCCUACAGUGCCCAGGCUUGUGCCACCACUGCCUCCACCGCCACGGCUGCUGCCUCCUUCUCCAGCUCCCAGUGUGACUACACGGACCUCCAGAGCUCCAACUACUACAACCCCUACCCUGGCUACCCCUCCAGCCUUUACCAGUAUCCCUAUUUCCACUCCUCCCGCCGGCCCUAUGCGACACCCAUCCUCAAUGGCUUGUCCAUCCCACCGGCUCACAGCCCCACUGCUAACUGGGACCAGCCGGUCUAUACGACCCUGACGAGGCCUUAAAGGAUGUGUGGAGCCCCUGAGGGCUUCCCCGACAUAUGCACUAAUGAAGGAAUGAAGACGAAGAGUGUGGAGUGCCAUGAUCAGUUGCCGAAGUGCCUCCUGAGCCGCUGGGAACUCUGCUCGUUGCGACUGGAUGUCCCCUUGCUUCUAAACUCUCCGAAAGGACAGAGCUCUAUUUUUCUUUAAUACAAUUAAA
Messenger RNA from Melopsittacus undulatus (budgerigar), 1840 nucleotides. RefSeq names its product SRY-box transcription factor 8 (gene SOX8). The transcript is spliced from 3 exons. Gene Ontology annotation, cellular component: nucleus. The record is from RefSeq and is a predicted model, not a curated record. Gene Ontology annotation, molecular function: RNA polymerase II cis-regulatory region sequence-specific DNA binding; DNA-binding transcription factor activity, RNA polymerase II-specific. NCBI's taxonomy places the organism in Eukaryota, Metazoa, Chordata, Aves, Psittaciformes, Psittaculidae. Gene Ontology annotation, biological process: neural crest cell development; negative regulation of transcription by RNA polymerase II; enteric nervous system development. The coding region runs from base 226 to 1644 and encodes 472 amino acids.